Sinocyclocheilus grahami is the source of this 3785-nucleotide messenger RNA. RefSeq names its product proprotein convertase subtilisin/kexin type 5-like. NCBI's taxonomy places the organism in Eukaryota, Metazoa, Chordata, Actinopteri, Cypriniformes, Cyprinidae. The transcript is spliced from 17 exons. The record is from RefSeq and is a predicted model, not a curated record. The coding region runs from base 1 to 2262 and encodes 753 amino acids. Gene Ontology annotation, biological process: peptide hormone processing. Gene Ontology annotation, molecular function: serine-type endopeptidase activity. Gene Ontology annotation, cellular component: trans-Golgi network; Golgi membrane.
AUGGAGGAGGGUGAACUUGGGGGUUUCAUCCAUUCAGACAUCUUGAGGGGCUUCACAAGCAUCGAGCGCACCAUUCUUGACUCUUUUCCUCUAUGGAUUGUUCUCCCAUACAAUGGAUCUCUUCUCCUUCUUUCUCAGGUGGAGUGGGUGCAACAGCAGGUGGUGAAGAGGAGAACAAAGCGAGAUUAUAAACCCUCAUAUCCUGGUCCUGUACAGUCCAGUAUGGCCCAGUCCAACUCCAUUUACUUCAAUGAUGCUAAAUGGAGCAGUAUGUGGUACAUACACUGUAAUGAUAACAUCCAUAACUGUCAGUCUGACAUGAAUAUCGUGGGCGCGUGGAAGAGAGGCUAUACGGGGAAGGAUGUGGUGGUUACCAUUCUGGAUGACGGUAUUGAGAGGAACCACCCAGAUCUCAUUCAGAACUAUGAUAAUGAGGCCAGUUAUGAUGUGAACGGUAAUGACAUGGAUCCCAUGCCCCGAUACGAUGCCAGUAAUGAGAACAAGCAUGGCACGAGGUGCGCUGGUGAAGUAGCAGCGUCCGCCAACAACUCGCACUGCACGGUGGGCAUCGCUUACAACGCCAAGAUUGGGGGUGUCCGCAUGUUGGACGGAGAUGUGACAGACAUGGUAGAGGCCAAAUCACUGAGUCUACACCCUCAACACAUAGAUAUUUACAGUGCCAGCUGGGGUCCAGAUGAUGAUGGCAAAACCGUGGAUGGGCCCGCUUCCCUCGCCAGACAGGCCUUUGAAAACGGCAUCAGACAGGGCAGGAAAGGACGGGGCUCAAUCUUUGUUUGGGCGUCAGGAAAUGGCGGUCGGAGUCGCGAUCACUGUUCAUGUGACGGCUACACCAACAGCAUCUACACGAUAUCCAUCAGCAGCACGGCAGAGAGCGGCCGCAAGCCCUGGUAUCUGGAAGAGUGCGCCUCCACCCUCACCACCACCUACAGCAGCGGAGAGAACUACGACCGCAAAAUCAUCACAACUGAUCUGAGGCAGCGCUGCACAGACAGUCACACUGGAACAUCAGCGUCAGCGCCGAUGGCGGCAGGGAUCAUUGCUCUUGCUCUGGAAGCCAAUCCUUUCCUGACGUGGCGAGACGUGCAACACAUAAUAGUGAAGACAUCUCGUGCUGGCCAUCUCAGCGCUCCUGACUGGAAAACCAAUGCUGCUGGUUAUAAUGUCAGUCACCUGUAUGGCUUUGGGCUGAUGGACGCGGAGGCCAUGGUGAAAGAGGCGGAGCGCUGGAAACAGGUUCCCCCACAACACAUCUGUGUGGAGAAUGCUGAUAAACAAAUCAGAACAAUCCGUCCAGAGCAUGUCGUUCGUUCGGUAUACAAGGCAACAGGCUGCACGGAUAAUGCAAACCAUCACGUUAUUUAUCUGGAGCAUGUGGUCGUGCGUAUAACAAUUACGCACCCGCGACGAGGAGACCUGUCAAUCAACCUAACGUCACCAUCAGGGACAAAGUCACAGCUGCUCGCCAAUAGGCUGUUUGAUCACUCAAUGGAGGGCUUUAAGAACUGGGAAUUCAUGACAACUCACUGCUGGGGAGAGAAAGCUGCUGGAGACUGGAUACUAGAGAUCUAUGACUCUCCUUCCCAACUCAGGAGCCAGAAAGCACCAGGCAAGCUGAAAGAGUGGUCUCUGGUACUUUAUGGCACCUCUGUGCAUCCAUACUCGUUCCGCAGUGACAAGCCCCGCUCACUGGCGGAGCCUCAGCCUGAUGACGAGUACAGUGAGGAGUAUGUGGGCUCGUGCCACCCUGAGUGUGGUGAGAACGGCUGUGAGGGUCCAGGGCCCCAGCAGUGCAUCACUUGCCUCCACUAUUUCCUCAAGUUCAAGAACAACACCAGUCUACAGGGGAAUAAGUGUCAGCUGAGCUGUGAACCUGGAACCUAUUAUAAUGGGCACCGACGAGCAUGUGAAAAGUGCCACUCGACUUGUGCCACCUGUGCAGGAACUGGUAUGGAAGCGUGUAAUGAGUGCGCUCCGGGCUAUUACUUUGAGGAGUGGCGCUGCGUCUCCAGCUGCAGUGUGGGAUAUUACUUGGCAGAACAAACGACAGACAACGGAGAUGUCCAGAAGUCCUGUCAAAAGUGUGAUCCUACCUGCUACGUCUGCGCAGGACCGGGGGAGAGGAACUGCAGCACCUGCAUGAGCGGCUAUAACCUGGAAAACGGCGUGUGUGUCGUCAGCACCAUCUGCAAAGAUGGUGAGUACUGUAGAUUCAUCCAUGCUAGCUUUUGGUUAGCUCCUUAAUUUUGUGUUUUCUUUCCUCCAGUUUUUGAUCAGAAACUUUUAAAACAAAAUAUUUAGUUUUUGCAUGGGGUUGAAUUAUGGUCUGUUUAUUUUGUUUUUCUGAUGUUGGAAAGAUGUGUCCAGAUUACAUUUCAUCCCAAAAUAACAAGAAAAUUCUAUUUUGCAAAUACCUUUUUUCCCCUUAAGCAAGCACAUUUAACCCCAAAUCCUUAUUCUGUGUUGCAUGUGAACGUUUUACUUGAUUGGUUUAUUUAACGUUGCAUAAGUGGAAAAAUAGGUUUUCGUGAAACCUAAACUUAAGUGAUCCCUGAAGAAUCGUUGACUGGGUUGAAGUACAGGUUUUAGUCGUGGUAGCUAAAUGAGGUUUGAAACACGUUUAAUUCAUUUGAUCUCAUCAGGCCAUUGUAUAUUUUUAAAACAAAUCCCUAAGCGUGCAUUUUUAUAUCUCGCCAUUUCAAAAAACAACUCCAUAAUAUUGAUCCUAAAUGAUUCAUGUGAAAUAAGGAACUUUAUUUACAGCGCAGUGUUCGUUUCAGCCGCUUCCCUCCAGAACUAUUUAUAUUUUAUUGAUUCGUCUUGGAAAUGAAAAGUUAAACUGCUCGACUUUGAAAUGGUCAGUUCAAUAUUCCAGGUCUUUAUGAAAGUAACAAGUCUGUGAUUCACAUACGUAACUGGUGCUAUUGACAUAAUGGAGUUAUUAGAGAAUGUUUUUGAAUUCACAUUUCCAACAAAUAUUUGAGAGUUCGAAUCGUCUAGAUUUUCAGUUGAUCAUAUUGGCCGUAUUUACUUUGUCCCUAUUGCAGUGUCUUGGGAAACAGAAAAAAUACUUAAUACUCCAUAUUACGUUUUAAUAAAGGACAGAAACGAGGUGAAAUGUUUAGUUAUACUAAUAGUACUACACAACACAAAUUAGACUUCUACAUUCAUUAAGGACAUGUUUGACCAAUCCGCUUUUGCGCAAUGAUAAGGGGAUUUCUAUGUCUUUUAUUUAUGAAUGAUGUGGUUUAAGAUGACGUAGCCUUUUAUUUAUGAAAAAGAUUUAUAAAUGGUCAUAGUUCAAAUGAGUUGUGUUUUGUGGAUGGGAUUGUCCAACCACUUCAUGCUAAUUGUGUAUUCAUGACACAAAAAAAAGUUGUAUGAUUGUACGUUUUCUGCAAACUCAAUACAUGCAACGUUACAUAACUAAUGUUAUAUAGGAUUACGAGAUUCAGUCUAUGUUCAAAUGUGUUACAUUUACUCUGUUCUGGCAACGUUUUUUUUCUUAAUGUAUAUAUGUAUUUUUAUCACUAUUAACCUUAAAUAUAUUUUGCACCCACGUUCAAUUGAAAAAAGGGGAAAAUGGAUGAUCAAGUUUUCUAAAAUUAUUUUAUAUUUCUGUUUUUAGCCAACUGCCAUGAACAGUUAGUCUAGAUGAAGAUGUGUUGUAGUCAGGGCCAAGAAAAAUGUUUGAUCAUGUAGAGAAGACUGGAUGAAACAACUGGGUUACUGAUCUUUUUAUUAAUGAACUUUAAAAUAAAAACAAG